AACUUUCAAUUUGAAACAGGGCGGAGCUACACGGCUCAACUCUCUGAUUUAAGUACGUAUUUAGUAGGUUACUUCCUUAGCAAGAGUGGAGUCCGUGUGCAGAGCAUAAGAACGUAGCUGGAAAUUCAUUCUUUGGUUAAAAGCGUCAGGAACUGUGAAGAAAAUGUCCACGUCUGUCACCACAGCCAACGGCAUGGUGGUCGUGACCCAGAUUUAUCCGCAAGGCACCGAAAACACGGCCCCAGCGCCCGCUGCGGAUCAGAGGUGCCACGUGGUGCCCAGCAGUGCCCUGUGCCAGCUGUCGGAGAAGCUGAAGAGGUUUCUCAAAGGAGAGCCAAGGCCACUGGGGACUGUGCAGAUCUUGAUUGGAGUGAUCAGCAUUGUGUUUGGAGUGGUUCUGGCCAUGACUCCAUUCUCGAUAUCGGCUGCCACAGCAGCCCCGUACUGGACUGGUGUUUUGUACAUCAUUUCUGGAUCUCUCUGUGUUGCUGCGGAUAGGACCCCCAAGGCUAGCCUGAUAAAGGCAGCCCUGGGUAUGAAUGUGGUCAGCAGUGUUGCAGCCGGCAUCGCGAUAUGCUUUUAUUGCGUGGAUCUGCCUUACUAUUAUGGCACCAGUGUUUGCUCUUACCCGUCUUACCAGAACAGGGGUUAUUAUGGAUACCAAUGUGAGAAUAUUGUGCUGGCAGCACAGCGCACUACAACAGGGAUAAAGAGCGUGCUGCUGAUUUUCUCCCUCCUGCAGUUCUGUGUGUCCGUCUCCAUGGCUGCCUUCGCUUGCAAAGCUGCUUGUCACAAUACCUACACGCCCGUGAUUGUGGUGCACAACUCCUUCAGAGCUGCGGAGGUCGUGGGGCAGGACUGCGAGAGCGAGGAUGCCAAGUGUGAGCCUCCCCCCUAUACAGUGUAACCAGGCUGAGCACCCCCCUUUACAGAGUAACCCAGCUGAGCCCCCCCUAUACAGUGUAACCAGGCUGAGCCUCCCCCCUAUACAGUGUAACCAGGCUGAGCACCCCCCUUUACAGAGUAACCAGGCUGAGCCCCCCCUAUACAGUGUAACCAGGCUGAGCACCCCCCUUUACAGUGUAACCAGGCUGAGCACCCCUAUACAGUGUAACCCAACUGAGCCCCCCUAUACAGUGUAACCAAGCUGAGCCCCCCCUAUACAGUGUAACCCGGCUGAGCCCCCCCUAUACAGUGUAACCCAGCUGAGCCCCCCUAUACAGUGUAACCCGGCUGAGCCCCACCUAUACAGUGUAACCCAGCUGAGCCCCCCCUAUACAGUGUAACCAGGCUGAGCCCCCCCUAUACAGUGUAACCCAUCUGAGCCCCCCCCUUUACAGUGUAACCCGGCUGAGCCCCCCCUAUACAGUGUAACCCAUCUGAGCCCCCCCCUUUACAGAGUAACCCAGUUUAACUGUUUAAAUAUAAUUAUGGGUUCUGAUUUCUGGGUUUAUUAUGAUUAUUAUUCAAUUAAAAAAAGUAGUAGCAUCUGGCCCUAUUUUUGUGAAUAGUGUUAAAGAGGUCUGUUUCUUAACAAUCUAGACCCCCGAACUUUUACAUGAACUUCGAUUUGAUACAUCCAUAAUUUAUAAAACACUAAAAUAGUGCCAAACUGAGAAAUACGGAAAAUCAAUCAGUUUAAAAGAUCAACGUUUACACUACAAGUCUUUCUCCCAAGUCUUUUAGUAUUUCAGUUUAAUAUACUAAGUUUUUUUUGUCCUGUUCAUAAAGAAAAUAUCCUUAAUUUGUACAGCUCCACAGUGAAGGGGUCUGUCAUGCGUUUUUCAGGCUUUACCAGCUGAAAACAUCAAACCAGAAACCCCAGCAUAGAACAGAAUGCCUCUCUCUGCACUACUUUGUAAUAAUAAACUUGCAUGCUGUCAAUGGA
Messenger RNA from Acipenser ruthenus (sterlet), 1888 nucleotides. Its product is annotated as membrane-spanning 4-domains subfamily A member 4D-like. Gene Ontology annotation, cellular component: membrane. Bases 164 to 907 code for a protein of 247 amino acids. The transcript has 7 exons. NCBI's taxonomy places the organism in Eukaryota, Metazoa, Chordata, Actinopteri, Acipenseriformes, Acipenseridae. The record is from RefSeq and is a predicted model, not a curated record.